Molecule: messenger RNA, 1831 nt
Organism: Laetiporus sulphureus 93-53
Lineage: Eukaryota; Fungi; Basidiomycota; Agaricomycetes; Polyporales; Laetiporaceae
Product: carbohydrate esterase family 9 protein
Exons: 9
Coding region: 245-1738 (497 amino acids)
Biological process (GO): N-acetylglucosamine catabolic process
Molecular function (GO): N-acetylglucosamine-6-phosphate deacetylase activity
Source: RefSeq, a predicted model, not a curated record
UUCAUCCUGAUCGUGUCUGGCCAAAUGCUGCUUCAUCGCCUCAGCGUUCGAGGCCAAUGCUCGGCACAGCCUCGAGACCAUGACGACAAUGCAAACGAUUUCCUGAAGAUGUCCGAAUGCGGGCUGCACGAUAUGCUCUGCUCCGAUCUAGAGGUCAUAUCAAUCUGAGCAUAUGCUCAUGAAGCCUCACCGGCAUCUGUUAUCGCACGCUCGACCCUGACCACUGACUCCCAUCAUCUCCGCAAUGAGCUCUCCGAAUGGUUUGAUAUGUUUUACGAACUGCCUCCUGCCGCAGGAAGACGGCAACCUCAUCGAGAAAGACCUCUGGAUCGACGAGCGGAGAGGCAUCAUUCUAGAUGCGCAAAGGACGUUCUUCCUGAGGAAGGAAAGGCCAGACAGGGUCAUUGAUCUUGGUGGAAACAUCCUCAGCCCUGGGUUAUUGGACAUACAGAUCAACGGAGCCUAUGGCUUUGACUUUUCCGUCUACGAUGGAGAUGAUGAGGCGUACAGAGAGGGCCUGAAGACGGUCGCCGAAAAGAUCGUGGAAACAGGCGUUACUUCUCUCGUCCCAACGAUCAUCACCCAAGAGCGCUCCCUCUACCCGAAGAUCCUUCAUCUCCUCAGACCCUUCUGUCUCCCGCACUCCGCGACGCUCCUCGGGUGGCACGCUGAGGGGCCUUUCAUCCAGCUUGCGAAGCGCGGCGCACACGCACCGCAGUUCCUCGUCCCCGCCCAUGAGCGCUUCGCCUCGUUCGAGGCGGUCUACGGCGCACAGAACCUCGCGGAUCAGGAGGACUGGCUCAUGUCUGAAGACGGCAACGCGGGGCUGGGCGUCCGCAUCAUUACUGCUGCCCCGGAGAUUGACGGUGUCAUGCCAUCCAUUGAGGAGGUCGUCAAGCGCGGCGUCGUGUUCUCGAUCGGACAUAGCAUUGCCACCACGGACAUCGCGACGCACGCGGUGCAACAGGGCGCACGGCUCAUCACUCACCUGUUCAACGCGAUGCCGCAGCUGCACCACCGCGAUCCAUCCAUUAUUGGCCUCCUCGGCGCCUCCCCCUCCCUGGUGCAGUCACCGUCCAUGCUCCCAUCCAUGCCGUCGACGCAGAUUUCGCGCACAUCGUCAUUGAAGAAGCGCCUUUCGCAGGCGCAGGCGUUGCACGAAGGUCCGAAGGCGACCUCGGAGGCGUUCGAUGAUCUCGAGACGCCGCCUCAGACGCCAAUAUUGAGGGCGAUGGCUGCGCAGGGCGAUCUGAACUUGCAGAAGGGCAGAGUGGCGGAGAUGCCGUUCCAGAGGCCGUUCUAUGAGCUGAUCGUGGAUGGGAUUCACUCGCAUCCGAACUCCGUUAGACUUGCGUACUCAUCAUACCCAGAGGGAUGCAUUCUGAUCACGGACGCCAUGAAGAUCCUCGACCCUCAUCUGAAGGACGGCGUGCAUGAGUGGCGUGACGGUAAGCGCUUCGUCAAGGAGGGCGACAAGCUCUACCUCGAGGGCACCGAUACCCUCGCAGGCAGCGUGGUCACCCUGGACAAGUGCGUGCGCAACUUCUCACGUUUCACCGGAUGCUCGCUCGGGGAGGCGAUCAAAUGUGCCACGUACAAUCCUGCAAAGUGCCUUGGCAUCGAGAACAAGAAGGGUACGCUGCGCCACGGGGCGGAUGCGGAUCUCGUCGUGUUGAAUCACAAGGGGAACGUGCUCAGCACAUGGGUGCGGGGAAAGGAGGCAUGGAAGAGGAGCUAGACGGGCUCGAUGAGACACUGACAUUGAUAGAGCUAUGUGUUUUAGAUAAACAUAUGAGACAUCGAAUAUAUGAAGCCUUGUAUUGCUCUCAGC